CAACGCUACUAGCUAUCCAAGUACCGGCUCCAUAAAGUCAUGAUCUUGUACAGAACUUGCGAUGUACUAUGUGGGAUAAACAUGCGCAAGGGUCCUUCCAUUGGCUACUCAACAAGAUGCAGGAUUUGGUAUUCCUAUCUGUACGACCUAUACUACGUCGAAACUAGAUCAUAUCAACAGAAGCGGUAAAUCUAUCGUUCGCCGGUCUUUUGUUUCUUCACUUUCGUCUUAUUUAUAGCAUGUUAGCUUCGCUGAACCCUACGGUGGUAAACUUUUCUUUGAUAUCACGCUCUAGCAACUUAUGAGAGAAUCGAUAAAACUACUAUUUCCGCCCCCAAAGUCAAGCUCGACCAAAGUCCGGAAUCUGCCCAUGGCUGCUGCCGCCUCCUCUAAGACUCCUCUCGUGCCUGGGCACGUCGAGGAGAAACAAGCCGCCCUCUUCGCUGACCUCCCGCCGUACUCAGACCCUACAACAGGAUUCGUGUCAUGGCUUCCACGGUCAUGGAUCCCCUAUGCUCAGCUUAUGCGUCUAGAGCGGCCCGCAGGCCUGUAUGCCUUCUACUUCCCCUACCUAAUCGGACUCAUGUACGCUGCUUGUAUUUCCCCUGCUGCCCCUGAGCCCCUCGUCGUACUGCAACUGGCGGCGAUAUUCUUGCCCAUGAAUAUCCUCCUGCGUGGCGCUGCUUGCUGUUGGAACGACACUGUCGAUCAGGACUUCGACAGACAGGUAGAGCGCUGUCGCCACCGGCCUGUGGCGCGCGGUGCCGUCUCAACUGCUUCAGCGCACGUCUUCACUCUAGCGCUGCUGGCAGCUAUCUACCCCAUCUUGAACCUGUUCCCGUCGGGGUGUAAACUGCACAUGGCAAUCAGCGUAGUGCUGUUUUUCGUCUACGCGCUCAUGAAGCGCGUGACGUACUAUCCCCAGGUCUUCCUCGGUUUCCCCUUCGCCUGGGCUAUUUUCUUCUGCGCCGCCGCACUAGACGUAGACCCGUUCGGCGUAUACGCCGCCCCGACUUCCGCUCUUUUUGCCGCCAAUGUCUUGUGGACUAUCAUCUACGACACCAUCUACGCGCACCAGGACGUCAAAGACGACGAGAAGGCUGGUGUCAAGAGCAUGGCCCUGCGCUUUAGGAACAGCACUAAAUUCCUCGCAAGUAGUUUAGCCGUAGUCAUGGUUGCUUUACUCACGCUAUGCGGAGUGUGGACAGGUAGCGGCACGCUCUACUACGUCGGGACCGUGGGAGGCGUUGCCGCAGCUAUGUCGUGGUAUAUCUACAGCGUAGACCUGGGAGAUCCGCAGAGCUGCGGAGCUUGGUUCCAUGAUCAGUUCUGGAUCGUCGGUGGCGCUCUGAUGGCUGGAUUUACUGCCGAGUAUUUGUGCCGUGCAGCAGAUGAGAUGGCUCGGCGUUGGUGACUGCGGGAUGGAAUAUAAGGGGUAUGUAUGACGAACUGGAAUAAGCAUAGUAAUACAUAUGACGGUGGCCCUGGUAACGUGAAUAGGAAUGGCGAAUAGGCUCCUAUAUGAAUAAUGACUUAGCUUUCGUUGUCUCUGUUUCAUUGGUCUCUACCGUACUGCUUCAUUCAAUAGUUCAAUAGUGUAUGGGGUUUACCUACCGUGGUACUACCUAAGGAGGUACCUAGCAAAAGUUUAGGACUUGAAAUAUACAAACCAUAUUAUUCCCCGAAUAUUAAUCUGCAACUAAUCGACACUGUGUGUUAAUAGAAUUGACUACCUAGGUACCGAGUAUAUCUCAUAUUGUCAGGAUUAGAUAAGCUUAGAUCAGAGUGUGUGUGAUGCCAAGUUUCGCGAUAAUUAUCCUCGUACUACAUUAAAGAAGGAAGGAUAUCUUAGAGGUUUAGGAAUAUGCCCGUUAUUGAAUAAGUGUUAAACACCCUGGCUUGGAUAGUGAUAUACUUGACACUAGUUUCAGUUCAGAUGUGGUAGCGGUAAUUGUAUCUUCUGGUUGUAGAGAAGUCUAUAGAAUAGAAGUUGGCCUAUGUAUUAUUGUGGAUUUAAAGGAAAAUGAUACACGGAGGAUGACAUUUGCACUAGGCCUAUAUAACAUUAAUCACUGAUUAA
This is a messenger RNA of Daldinia decipiens, 2080 nucleotides long. Its product is annotated as putative 4-hydroxybenzoate polyprenyl transferase. Bases 302 to 1414 code for a protein of 370 amino acids. The record is from RefSeq and is a predicted model, not a curated record. Gene Ontology annotation, cellular component: mitochondrial inner membrane. Gene Ontology annotation, molecular function: 4-hydroxybenzoate polyprenyltransferase activity. NCBI's taxonomy places the organism in Eukaryota, Fungi, Ascomycota, Sordariomycetes, Xylariales, Hypoxylaceae. The transcript has a single exon. Gene Ontology annotation, biological process: ubiquinone biosynthetic process.